AUCAAACAGUAUCAUUUCUCAUGUCCAAUUAUAGCCACGAGCUGCAGCACUUGUAGGCAGAAGCAUCUCGUGCACAGCUCAAUGCACCAACAAUUUGGUGAGUAUGGCGAGAAAGACAGUUUGGGCAGAAAUCUAUAGCGUCUAUAAUAUUGCCAAAUAUGUCUUCAAAUGCUCCCGUGGUUUGAAGAAUUAAUGAAUGCCACAUCACAAACAGCGUACGGUUCCAUUGACAUUCUAACGUCCACACUGAAGCAAAAGAAGAACACCGUCUCCGAAGAGAAUUGUGUACGCGAGACUAGAGGGAUGGAUGCUCGAGAGGAGGGGGAUGCUCGAGAGGAGGGGGGUGCUCCAAGAAGGAUGCUGUGUGGUAGGGUAGCGUACGACGUCAUCCUUGUGCACACAACAGGGUUAUGUUGUAUUCUAAACUGGGUAGGUGACCACAGAACAAUUUUCAUAGACCGGAUUUAACACCUUUAGAUUUUUUUUAUUAACACGGUGACAACCUUAUUAACAAAUAAAUACAGUUGAGGUCGACUGGAAAAACGCCAACCUUCUCUACCAAAGGUCUCAAUUUGGAGGAAGAUAUUCUAUCUGUAGCUGAUAAAGGAGCUGUCCGUGGUGCUGAAUUCCAGAUCCACAGAGAUCCCCAGUGCACACCCAUGCCCUUGUGCCACUCCUGAUAUCUCGCGUUCCUAGCAGCAACCAACCUCACCGCCAGAGCCAAGAUGGACGACGGCUACGGACAAGACGGACGUCAGGACUUCAUCCGCGGUGCCAAAGACAUCGCCAAGGUGGUGAAGAAGCAGGCGGGCAAGAAGGUGGGCCGCAGUGUGGACAAAAUGGCCGACGAGUACACCAAGCGCUCAUACAAGCGCUUCGAGGAAGAGGACGAGGAUGACGACUACCCCGUGCAUCAGAGCCAAGAUGGCGACGGCUACUACCGCAAUGACAGCCGGGCCAACGACGACGAGGGCGGCCACAGCGACUCCACGGAAGGUCACGACGAAGACGAUGAGAUCUACGAGGGAGAGUACCAGGGGAUCCCCCGGGCGGAGUCCGGCAAAACGGUUCCGGUGGACGGGAUGGCCCCCCAAGCUCAGAUCAGGGACCUGGCCCAGUUCGAGGCAGAGAGGAGGAAGGAUCAGGAGGAGCUGGCCCAGCAGUACGAGACCAUCCUGCAGGAGUGUGGCCAUGGGAAGUUCCAGUGGACGCUGUACUUUGUUCUGGGGCUGGCCCUCAUGGCAGACGGUGUGGAGAUCUUCGUGGUGGGCUUUGUGCUGCCCAGCGCAGAGAAGGACAUGUGUCUGUCAGAGGAAAGCAAGGGCAUGUUGGGUCUUAUUGUGUACCUGGGGAUGAUGGUGGGGGCCUUCCUGUGGGGCGGCCUGGCCGACCGGAUUGGACGGCGACAGACCCUCCUCAUCUCCCUCUCCAUCAACAGUGUGUUUGCCUUCUUCUCCUCCUUCGUUCAAGGAUACAGCUCCUUCCUUUUAUGCCGUCUGCUCUCCGGUGUGGGCAUCGGUGGCUCCAUCCCCAUCGUGUUCUCCUACUAUUCUGAGUUCCUGGCCCAGGAGAAGAGAGGAGAGCACCUCAGCUGGCUCUGCAUGUUCUGGAUGAUCGGUGGCAUCUACGCCUCUGCCAUGGCCUGGGCCAUCAUCCCCCACUAUGGCUGGAGUUUCCAGAUGGGCUCUGCGUACCAAUUCCACAGCUGGCGUGUCUUUGUGUUAGUGUGUGCCUUCCCCUCUGUGGCAGCCAUCUCUGCCCUCACCACAAUGCCCGAGAGCCCACGCUUCUUCCUGGAGAAUGGGAAACACGAUGAGGCUUGGAUGAUUCUGAAGCAGGUCCAUGACACCAACAUGAGGGCGAAGGGCUACCCAGAGAGGGUCUUCUCUGUGACCACCAUCAAGACAGUUAAGCAGAUGGAUGAGCUGGUGGACAUGGGAGAGGGCACCGCCUGGCACCAGAGAUGGAGGAUGAGGCUGGCUGACCUGUUCAACCAGGUGUGGAGCAACUUCCUGGCCAUAUUCUCUCCUGAGUACCGCCGCACCACUCUCAUGAUGAUGGCUGUGUGGUUCUCUAUGUCGUUCAGUUACUAUGGGCUGACGGUGUGGUUCCCUGACAUGAUCAAGUAUCUCCAGAAGCAGGAGUACUCCUCGCGCACCAAGGUCUUCAUCAAGGAGAAGGUGGAGCACGUCACCUUUAACUUCACCCUGGAAAACCAGGUGCACCGCAACGGAGAGUACUUCAACAACAAGUUUAUGAAUCUGAAGAUGAAGUCCAUGGUGUUCGAGGAUUCUCUGUUUGAGGAGUGCUACUUUGAAGACAUCACCUCCAGCAACACCUUCUUCAAGAACUGCACCUUCAUCGCCACCCUCUUCUAUAACACAGAUCUGUUCAAGUACAGGCUGAUCAACAGCAAACUGGUCAACAGCACCUUCCUGCACAACAAGGAGGGCUGCAUGCUUAGCGACUUCAGCGACGAGAACAGUGCCUACAUGAUAUACUUUGUCAGCUUCCUGGGCACCCUGGCCGUGUUGCCCGGCAACAUUGUGUCGGCGCUGCUCAUGGACAAGAUCGGACGGCUGAGGAUGCUGGCGGGCUCCAGUGUGAUCUCUUGUGUCAGCUGUUUCUUCCUGUCGUUUGGCAACAGCGAGUCGGCCAUGAUCGCUCUGCUCUGUCUGUUCGGGGGCAUCAGCAUCGCCUCCUGGAAUGCCCUGGACGUGCUGACGGUGGAGCUUUACCCCUCUGACAAGAGAUGCACAGCGUUUGGCUUUCUAAACGCCCUCUGUAAGCUGGCAGCCGUGUUGGGCAUCAGCAUCUUCACCUCUUUCGUGGGCAUUACCAAGGCUGUGCCCAUCCUGUUCGCCUCCGGGGCGCUUGCAGCGGGCAGCUUCCUGGCGUUCAAGCUGCCGGAGACGCGGGGCCAGGUGCUGCAAUAGUGUGGCCACACCCCUAGGGGGCGACAUGGGGGGUCAGAAUGAGUAAGCCACACUGUGAACAACAAGUAGUCCAAGAAACCCCUAAACUCCGCCCUGUACGCCCCAUUGAAGUCAGAGCCUAUUCACAGGAAUUAGUUCAAUGCAGAUGCUGCACAUAUCUACCAAGCUGUAAAUAUUGUGGAUUGCCUGAUAUUGGAUGUACUGUUUAGAUAGACACAUCUCUAUACUACUAAGAUCUGUGGAACUGUGCUGCCGAUGCUUAACAUUGAUCCCUAUGAAUAGGCUGUGAGUUGGUAGAGAAAGGGAAGUGCAACCAAACUCUGCCCCUAGACCAACAGAAGCUGUUCCAACUUGAAUCCUUGUUCAGUGCAAUCUCAAUCACUGAGUGUAUGUGUUUAUGAGGGUUGAGGAGGUAGUUUAGAUGCAGGUCCCCAAAAUGAAGACAGAUUACUGGGGUUAUGGGGUAGGGACAUGGGGUCUAGUUUAUGAGCCAUGCCAAUAGCCCGCAAUAGAAAUGACCACUAGCCAUCCAAUCCAUAUUCACACCAAUUUCUCUGAUAAGCUCAGCUCACUUCCCAUCUACAUGAGUCUACAUUGCUAUGGUAGAACGUCAGUCAUAAAUGAUACGUUAUGCCUUGAUUUGAACCAUUUUUGACUUAAUGGGUAAACCAAAACAUUCAGUUAAACCAAGGCCUCUCCUCAUGUUCAUACCUUCCAAGGUCUUGUGUUUAUGUUAUGUACAAAAUAACUGCCAUUUUAUAGGUUUUAGAACAUUCUAGGUUUACUUUUCAUUAUGGUUUGAAUGAGACUGUUGACAAAAGUGAUCUGUUGAGCUUUUCCCUUUAAAACAUUCUUUCUAGCCGUUCUUAUCUCAGUCAAUCAUAAACGGCUGCUCAAAUCAAUCCUUCAAAUCUCCAUUUCUGACAAUGUUGAAAUUUGUUCAGCCCACAUUGUUCGCCAUGUACAUUUUAGAACAGCACUUUUGUUCAAACAUUCCACAUUUAAAGCACAAACGUUUGCUAAUGCAAAUAGGACUGUUGUCACAAUUUGUCACAAUAGUUAUUAUUAUUGUCACGUUUUAAACAAACGUUUAAAAGCCCACAGUUCAAGCGUCAUUCUCGCGUCAUGUAUCCUGUAGUAACAAAUGCCUUCUUUGUUCCAUCUGUCAGAGGUUUUUAUGUUUUGCUCGUAGAAAAUGUGUUUUUGGAAAGUGGUAUGCAUAAGUGAAUUCGUGGACAAUUAGCCAAAAAGAUAGAACACAAUACGAAAAUGGCAUUGAAGUGUAUCAUGUUGCUGUAGAUCAAUAAGUCAGAUGUUAGAUGUUGAAUCCAUGUCCUUUUUACGAGAGAAAUCACACUGCCUUUGAUAUCAUUUGCCUGUUCUAACAUUGACCUUGGAAUUCAGGAACAUUCUCGCAACCCUUAAACACAUCAAACCACUUUAAUGUGCACAACUGAAACAUACCUUUUCAUUUUUUGUGAUAUUGUGAAACAGGAACUAGAUGUUGAAAAUAAGACACAAAGAUAUGGAAAGGACGUAGUAAACCUCCGUGAAACAUUGCAACAAUGUGACAUAUUUUCAGUAGAUUCCAUUUGAUAUUUAUUUUUGAGUUUGAAAGAUAUUAAGAUAUAUUUAAGAUGUAUUUAUUUAUGAUAUAUUUACUUUUGGGUGCAAUGUGUUUCAAAAGAGACUAUAGUGGUAAGGACAUAUAUGCACUGUCAUUAAAUACUAUCAUGUACAUCAUAGCCCAUAUUUUAUUCUUUAUUUUGAUAUGGGUGUGAGACUGUGCUUGUUUGCCUGUGCAAUAUUGAACUUUGACCUGCAAUACUGAGGUGUUUUUUGUGGAUUCUUGAUAGCUUGUUUAUUAGUUGUUUUAUCCGAUACUUGGAGUAUGAUUAACUGAUGUGGCGAUACAAGUAAACGCUGCUUUAUUGAUUGGAUGAUCAAAACGACAAUUAAACCUCGAUGAGAUGGGGAACAUUAUUGGAUGCUUAUGGGAAACAUUUCACCGAGCAUUGAAAUAGAAGUAGUAUAACUUUCCUUUGAUUUCCACCCUUGAAGCUUAGAACAUCAUGAUAUAUGGGUACAUUUAACAUGUUACACACCUCCGCUGAGUUUUUUUUAUCAUACAUGAUAGACUAGGACUAAACACACUGCUAAGGGCAGUGUCCUCAUGGGAUAUCUGAUCCAUAGAUUUCCUGAACAUUGGUUUGGUACCAAACAACGUUCCACAUUCCCCUUAUAGCAAGCACAUUGAUCAAGUGUGGUAUGUUCACAAUUGCAUGUUACAAAGAAACAAACUCAGAAAAGCAACAAAGCACUGAUUCAGCAACAAAGGAAAUGAUCAUAAACUGCCAUUUUUUAGGAUAGCAGCCAUAUGUAGACUUAACAGCAUUCUAGAUAAAGACCAAUCCAUUGCACUAAAUGUACUUAGCUGUACAUGCACAGUUGUUAAUGCCUUGCAUUCUUGAAAAGACCAAAACCUUUGAGACAUAAAAUAUAUCAGUAGCUAGCACAUGAAGGGAAACAGAAGGUAGAGCAGUUGACGUACGCACAAUAACUGCUUACAAGCGACCAAUUUAAGACAGUAGCCAAAUGAUUCAUUGGUACCAAAUGAGUCACGCAUGCAGUUGUGAACAGCACACAAAAUAAUCAGUAUACAUUGAUUUACAGUAGUUGCAGUUGACUAUUUAUUGACAUAGCAACCUCUCACUUUACUUUAUGUUCACAUUACCAUAAACUAGCAUAUCGUACGUUCAAUGUAUGACCCCUUAAUCUAUAUAGGAACUUCAAGCCGUUACCACAUUCCUCAAAAUCGACAUGCAUUAGUCUACACAUCCAAACCAUUCACUGAUGGUUUAGUGACUGCCGAUCUAUAAGUGUGCCAUGAGUAACUUCUCUCAUUGAUUAUUGCCAAAUAUUUUUGUAUGUCUUAAGUUUAUACUAUGUCAUAAAGAAACUGGAAUAUAGAUUUAAAUAUGUAAAUUAAAAUAAAUAAAAUAUAACAUAGAUCAUUAAUAAAUAUUAUAGCUCUUUAUAACCUUUGACCCCAUGAAAAUAUUCCUGUGGUAGGGGGAGCAGUUUUUAUGAACUGAUUUGGGACUUGGAUGGCCAGUCUGUCGGAAAGUACAUUUAUUCACAAUUCCUCGAAGAAGCGCAGUAAUCUUAAAAUAUUCCAUUUGUUAUUGAAGAAUCAGCAUCAGCAUUACAGCAUGUCUGAUCUGUGUUUCCAUAUCCUAUCUCUAUGUUGUCAUAAUUAUACCGCCCAUGAAAUGAUAAACAAGGAUGUCAAUAUUAAUGUUGUAUAGUACGACAUGGAACGCUGUGAAAUGCUUAACUAUCUAUUUACUCUCUCAGUGAACCAGUUCAGGAUAUUUUAAGUCAAGAUUGUUUCUAGUACCUGUAGUUGCAUAUUUUCAAUUCUGUUACAAGGUUUUUUUGUAUUCUUAACUUGUUGCUCGGUCAACGGUCAAUCAUGAGUGCAAAAACGUAAUUAUAGCAAUAAGUGUUAGAUUGUUUGUCUUUUAUCUCUACCCAAAACACUACUGGGAAAUGAAACACAUAAUAUGCUGGGCCUUUUCCACUGAAAUGCUGUGUGUUGGCUUCUACUAAAUGGGACUGAAUGGCUUAUAUUCACUUCUAAAACUACCCCUAGGUCUUUGGAGGCUUUUGUCAAUAAGAAAACAUUGCAAUUAAUUACAUGUAACAGAGAAUUUAUCACUGUCAUAGUACUGUGCUGUAGAAUCUGUAGUUGUUUGUAUGUAAGUAUAUAUCAUAAUAUUAGAAAUUACAAUACGGUAUACAUGUGGAACCAUGAAAAAAUACAAAGGACAAAAAAACUGAAGUGUAAAUGACAGAGUACUAUUGUAUGGUGUCUUCGAUUUUGUGUAUUUUGUAAAUGAAAAUGGAAUAUAAGUAAAUACAUCAAAAUAAAUACUACUGGUUAUGAAGAAUACUUCAAUGUUACAACGUCAUGAUUCUGUUAUAAAGUUUGUGUGUGAGAUUUGUUCUUAUCAUUUGUCAUCGUUUAUUUAUUUACCUUUUCAGAACUGCAAUGGAUAGCAAAGAAAAAUAAACUACUGUCCUAAUGAUGAAA
Oncorhynchus mykiss (rainbow trout) is the source of this 7032-nucleotide messenger RNA. Its product is annotated as synaptic vesicle glycoprotein 2A. Gene Ontology annotation, cellular component: neuron projection; synaptic vesicle membrane. Gene Ontology annotation, molecular function: transmembrane transporter activity. Gene Ontology annotation, biological process: chemical synaptic transmission; transmembrane transport. Lineage: Eukaryota; Metazoa; Chordata; Actinopteri; Salmoniformes; Salmonidae. The record is from RefSeq and is a predicted model, not a curated record.